CGGCCUGUGGAGAGCUAUGGAAGCACAAGCCGGAGCGGUCCGGGAUUUGGGAAGGGCCCACCCUCGGGAGCGUCCCAGCCCGGCCAAGCGAGGUUGUGCACACAGCGAUGCCCAGCAAGAGCAGGACGCGGAGGCAAGGCGGUGGAGAACGAUGGUCUGGCGAAGGGUUUGCUCCGGCCACGGUCGCUGGGAUGCGGGAUGAGGGAUAUGGAGGAUCAGCUAAACCCUGCGCGUCCCCGGCGCCGCUCAGACCGCACAAAGGGCCCCAGCCGGCCUCCCGCAGUUUCCUCACCUGUGCUUGCCGGCCGAUCCUCCGAACCCGCAGGGCCACCAGGAGAAGCCCUGCGAGGCGCGGGAAAACGACUAGAAGCUGCUGCAGCCCUCGGGGCGGUAACUGCUCCAACUCCACCGCCGCCGGGGCCUGCAGGUUGGGCUACCGGGAACGAGCCCCGCCCCUCUUCUUUUGCCCCGCCCUCGCUCCGGACUGGCGAGGAUCCCGGAUGUUACCUCCUCCGGCGCACUGAAUCCCCGCCCGCCCUUCUCAGGCCCCGGCCCCUUCCGAAUCCGCUACGGGUCCUGCACGGCCUAGGAAGAGCUUCGCCGUCUCCUGGGUGGCUAGAGCGUCCUCCCGCGCUUAGUCGCGCUGCAGGUUGCCGAGGAGCCCAGGUAGAAGAAAUAUGGAGUUUAGAGCCUGAGAAUUUUGAAAAAUUAAAGCCAGUUCAUGGAUUAAUUUUUCUUUUCAAGUGGCAGCCAGGAGAAGAACCAGCAGGCUCUGUAGUUCAGGACUCCAGACUUGACACAAUAUUUUUUGCCAAACAGGUAAUUAACAAUGCUUGUGCUACCCAAGCUAUAGUCAGUGUUUUACUGAAUUGUACCCAUCAAGAUGUCCAUUUAGGAGAGACGUUGUCAGAGUUUAAAGAAUUUUCACAAAGUUUUGAUGCAGCUAUGAAAGGUCUGGCACUGAGCAAUUCAGAUGUGAUUCGGCAAGUCCACAACAGUUUUGCCAGACAGCAAAUGUUUGAAUUUGACGCAAAGACAUCCGCGAAAGAAGAAGAUGCUUUUCACUUUGUCAGUUAUGUUCCUGUAAACGGAAGAUUGUAUGAAUUAGAUGGAUUAAGAGAAGGGCCCAUCGAUUUAGGUGCAUGCAAUCAAGACGACUGGAUCAGCGCAGUGAGGCCAGUUAUAGAAAAAAGGAUACAAAAGUACAGUGAAGGUGAAAUUCGAUUUAACUUAAUGGCCAUUGUAUCUGACAGAAAAAUGAUAUAUGAACAGAAGAUAGCAGAAUUACAAAGACAACUUGCUGAGGAGGAGCCCAUGGAUACAGAUCAGGGGGGUAAUAUGUUAAGUGCUAUUCAGUCAGAGGUUGCCAAAAAUCAGAUGCUUAUUGAAGAAGAAGUUCAGAAACUAAAAAGAUAUAAGAUUGAAAAUAUCAGAAGGAAGCAUAACUAUUUGCCGUUCAUUAUGGAAUUAUUAAAGACUUUAGCAGAACACCAGCAGUUAAUACCACUAGUAGAAAAGGCAAAAGAAAAACAGAAUGCAAAGAAAGCACAGGAAACCAAAUGAAGAAGAUGCUUUGGGAUGUGUCCACAUUUCUGCUUCCGCACUUACUUUCCUGGAAACCAUUAAGUAUAAGAACUUUGACCAACAUCCUAAUUGACUCAGUGCACGUUUGGCAAUAGUACCAGUCUGUCUUGUCUUUAAUGCAUGGAUUCUUUCCCUCCCUGCAUCAUGUGCAUGUGGUGCAUAUUAAAUAAAAGUGAUGUUGAGAGUGCUUGCCCAAAUCCCAUUAUUUGACAUUGGAUCUGAGAGCUUCUGUUGGUUCUCUGGAUAUAUAUACUAUCGUAAUGAACCUAGAAAUCACACAGAUGAUAUUCUCUACCUGUAAUUGUUAAAAUUGAUCUUAGCUCAGUUACAAACUUAAAAUUUAUGAGUGUCAGAUCUUGAUUAAACUGGAUCUUUUGUUUCUCUUCAUCAUUAAUGAAAAGAAAAUUGGUAUAUGUCUUUGAUAUCUAAACAUUUUGAGGAUUUUAAAACUGAAUUUUAUCUUGAGAAAGUAUGGUUUCAAUGCAGAUCAUUUGAAAAAGACAAAAGUAUAGUUUUUAGUGAUUUUCAUUGCUACCAGUAGAAAAAGUAAUAAACAUCCAAUUUAUUUUAGCAGACUUUCUUUAAGUGUUUGGGGCUAUUUAUUUAUGUAUUACAGAAUUAUUUUAGGAAGGUAUGAGUAUUCCUCUUCUAAGCAGAAUUUCGGGUUAAGAAUAAAUCCUAAAUCUUCAAGAUUUUUGGUGUUACUCUCAGUUUGGCAACAUUUUUCAGACUGCUAAGCUAUAUGUAUCUUUAUUAAAAAAUCAGAGGUUUGACAAUUCAGGCUAUCUGCUUUUUAAAAAUUUGAUGUCAUGCUAGAAGAUACUUCUGUGCCAAUAUGAAUGAAAUUCAUUCCAAGAACCAUGUAUAGUUAGCUGAUAAUGGAUUUUUUAAAAUUGCUUUUGGGAUUUGCUUUAUUUUUGAUUCUAUGAAAUAAUUGUAUUCUUGCUCUAAAUCUUUUCCAAGUUAAACUUUAAAGGAGAUUUUAUAAAACUUCUUUUUAUAAAGGAAAUGAUCUUUUUUUUUCUAGAUACAUUUCUGAAAUUGAUACAUGACUUUUUAACAUUUUAUUAUGGAGAAGUUUAAACAUACAUGGGUGACUGUGUAUUCAUCUUCUAGCUUCAAACACAUGAGUUUUUUAAGGAUUGUUCUAAAAAUUACUACAUUGUGUUAUUAUUAAGAACUAAUGUGGGAAAAUCUGGUGAGAAAUUGUGUAGAAAAAUUAAUGAAAUAUUUUCAUACAUAAUUUCAGUUGAAGGUAAUAAAGAAGAAUUUGUAGUUUCUCA
Messenger RNA from Suricata suricatta (meerkat), 2867 nucleotides. RefSeq names its product ubiquitin C-terminal hydrolase L5 (gene UCHL5). The transcript has 11 exons. Gene Ontology annotation, cellular component: Ino80 complex; cytoplasm. Lineage: Eukaryota; Metazoa; Chordata; Mammalia; Carnivora; Herpestidae. Gene Ontology annotation, biological process: ubiquitin-dependent protein catabolic process; protein deubiquitination. Gene Ontology annotation, molecular function: cysteine-type deubiquitinase activity; proteasome binding. The record is from RefSeq and is a predicted model, not a curated record. Bases 199 to 1563 code for a protein of 454 amino acids.